Molecule: messenger RNA, 1879 nt
Organism: Morus notabilis
Lineage: Eukaryota; Viridiplantae; Streptophyta; Magnoliopsida; Rosales; Moraceae
Product: TPR repeat-containing thioredoxin TTL4
Exons: 4
Coding region: 161-1879 (572 amino acids)
Cellular component (GO): cytoplasm
Molecular function (GO): protein binding
Source: RefSeq, a predicted model, not a curated record
AUUCCUUCAUGUAGUUAUAUUCAACCAUAUUCCAUUUCUCAACCCAUUCCUCUCAUUGUGUAACAUUCUUUAUUUUGUGACGAAUUCAACAUUGUGUUGAUUCAUUCAUAAUCUACUCUUCCAUAGGCACAAAAAUAACUAACAAGAGUGAGAGAGAGUAAUGGCAGAGAUAGCCAAUUAUAGAGUGGACAAUAACUUGGGUUGUGGUUUUAUGGGAGGGAUUUUCCAGCGCUGGAACCACUGGACAAGAAAAUCCCAUGUACAUUCACUGCCUUCUAGUGGUACUAAAACACGGCCACCAAGUUCCGAAAACCCGGAGAAGGCUCCAAGUCAGAGUUCCAGGAGGAGAAGAAGCAGCUCUGCAGAGCCUGCCAUUCCACAAAACUCAAACUCAGCUAAACCUCUUCCAAAGUCAGACCAAAAUCCCACCAGAAAUCUUCCCGCGGAUCAUCCUAGGACUUCGACUUCUCAGCGAAAAAUUCAAGGAGUUCGGAGACUUUCAGAUGCUGCAAGAAGCUCGACGUCAUCCUCCAAUGGCUCAGGCCAAAACCAUGACUCAGGAGAAGAGAGAAAGCUGAGAAGGGAAUCGACACCGAACUCUCUCGAGUUGAGCAGGAUUGUCGCCCAGCACGACAGCAAAGUUCUAGCAAAAGCUUCUUCUACUAGUGCUAUUGUUUUAGGACAUGUGGGAAACUUGAAGCAGUCAGGAAGCAGGAGUUCUCUGGCGAGCAAUAGUCCUAGUUCUGCGUCUAGAGCUAUUUUGGCCCUUUCUAGGAACCUUCAAGAGAUGAACUCCUUGCCCCGAAAGAAUGGUUUUGGAGGUGGGAAUAACACUAGUAUGGGAAACAUUGUGAGGAGGAAUAGUUGGAGUGAUCAUUUUCGGGGUGUUUCGAGUAAGUUAGACCCCGAAGCGUUGAAGAGGAUGGGAAAUGAGGCCUACAAGCAGGGCAGGUUCAAGGAGGCUUUGGAUUUUUAUGAUCGAGCAAUUGCUUUGGAUUCAAACAAGGCAGUCUAUCACAGCAACAAGAGUGCUGCUUUGAUUGGCUUAGACCGUCUUGUAGAAGCAGUUUUCGAAAGUAAAGAGGCUAUAAGGAUUGAGCCUUCCUAUCAAAGAGCUCAUCAUCGGUUGGCAACAUUGUAUAUCAGAUUGGGAGAGGCUGAGAAAGCUUUGCAUCACUACAAGCACUCUGGUUCCUACUCUAACUCAAAGGAAGUUGACAAAGCUCAGGCACUUAAAAAAUGCCUUGUCAAAUGCAAUGAAGCUCAGAAACAACAAAAGUGGAAUGCUUUGCUAACAGAGACCCAAUUCACGAUGUCGUCUGGCGCCAAUUCGGCUCCAUUGGUGUUUGCUCUACAAGCUGAGGCCUUGCUGAAGCUCCUGAGACAUGAGGAGGCAUACACAACCUACCAAAAGGGACCCAAUUUCAGCAUUGAUCUUUGCAUCAACUUCUUUGGCAUGGCUUAUAGUGCUUAUCUUUUGAUGAUUAGAUCCCAUGUUUACUUGGCUGCUGGCAGGUUUGAGGAUGCUGUUGCGGCAGCUCAACAAGCUGCAAAACUUGAUCCAAACAACUUUGAGAUCAGCAUGGCGGUAAAGAGAGCUAGAGCCAUUUCGUCGGCGCGAUCAAAUGGUAACCUUCUCUUCAAGGCAGAGAAGUUCUCGCAAGCAUGUGUUGUGUACGGCCACGGACUAGAGCAUGAUCCGCACAACUCGGUCUUACUAUGCAACCGAGCGGCUUGUCGAUCUAAGCUCGGUCAAUUCGAAAAGGCCAUUGAAGAUUGCACCGCAGCUCUUAAUGUGCAGCCUUCUUACAGCAAGGCCAGACUACGCAGGGCGGAUUGUAAUGCCAAGGUAAGCCAAUUAUAUCUUGGCAGUUUCUAG